Mucor velutinosus is the source of this 231-nucleotide messenger RNA. RefSeq lists its product as uncharacterized. NCBI's taxonomy places the organism in Eukaryota, Fungi, Mucoromycota, Mucoromycetes, Mucorales, Mucoraceae. The coding region runs from base 1 to 231 and encodes 76 amino acids. The record is from RefSeq and is a predicted model, not a curated record. The transcript has 2 exons.
AUGACUAUCACUCAAUCCGUCACCCCUGAACAGCGUACCGAGCUAAAAGCCAUUAUUAAUGAUGCCUUGAAGCCUUAUUUUGAAUCUGCUACGCCAUCCUUUGCUUGGGACAGCCAGGGGCCUCAAGAGACAAGUAAGAUGCUGGUGAAUCCAUAUGGUAUUGCUGCCAAACAACAAGAAGCUAUCAGAAGAGCCAAGGCGGUUCCAGACCUCAUGGUGGUGCGCAGAUAG